CUCUUUAUUACAAAAAAAUGAAAAAGAUAGUUUUUAUCUAAAAGGCAAAUCAUGUUCUUAUCAAGACUUGUCCUAAGCUUCGAAAGACUUUCGUCGCUCUCAAGAGUUUGAGAGCAUUGGACUGUUGGAAGAAGAUUGAUCGAUCAUUGUUGUAUUUUACUGUCGCAUAGUUUACUUCAUAGCUUACGAUAUGUCUAGUGAGCUUGAAGCAGAAAGCGUGUAUGACAUGGUUGUAGUAGACCGAGAACAAGAUGUUGGUGUAGUAACACUGCAGUUAUUUAGGCUAUACACUCUACGUAAACUUGGUCGCCAUUUCAAACCAGUCAUACCCUUUGGUCCCCACCUCUUCGGAAGUGGAAAGACAAAAUUCGUACAAAGUUACUUGGAACUGGUGAAUAAUAUGGGUGAAAGUGCACUGAUAGGUCUCGAUUACGUUGGUGAGUCUGAGAAGGCCAACCGAAGAGGUUUCCUGGAGAAGCUGAAAAGGGCUUCAUUGCUCUUUGUGGAUUUGAGGGAGUUGGAGCCCACAGACCCGAAAGAACGCAACCUUGAGUGGGCAGUCUACUAUUUGUUAAUAAAGGUUGCUUGUCUGCAAUCAGGUCUUCCGCAACCAGACCCGGACGAAUGUUUCAAGGAACUGAAACUUAGGACUGAUGCUUUGGUUCAGAAAAUCCGUUCAAUCUUAAACAUUCCUUCGGAUCAAUAUCUUUUGUUGGCAUUUGACGAAGUUGGUGUCCUUGACGAAAGUCUCGACGAAUUUCAUUUCAAGAGAACCAAUGACGGUAGAGUUCGACCUUACAAUGACUUUUUCGGUAUUAUUCGUGAGUUGUGUAAAGAACCCGACUUGUUUUUUAUAGUUGUUGGGAAAAGUGAAGGCUUAAAUAUAUAUAAUUACGUAGCUUCAGUCUCAAGAGUUCAGUUAGUGUUUAUUCCUCUUUCGCCGCUUGAGAACCAUAGUAUCGUGGAACAUUUGGAGAAAAGUUCUUCCUUUUUAUUCCCUGGGAGCCCAAAGGUUUCAGAAAUUCUUUGUCACGAAGACUUCUCAACUAGUGAACUUGCAGAAUUGUUGUUGGAAUUGACUGGUGGUGUUCCUGGUUUACUUGUUCGAGCAAUCAGUUACCUUUUGCUGUAUAAAUCAUCCAUCAGCAAUUUCUCAUUAUCUAAGGAAACCUUCUUGAUCAUAAUGAAUGAUCUUUCAGUAACAAAUUAUUGUGUUGCUCCAUUCUUACCUCGUCUGAUAAGUCUCAGUGAGCAGCGUAAGCGCUUGUUAAGAAUGCUUACGUUAUUAUCUUUGUAUCGUAUUCGAUUUGAUUUUGAUGAAACUGUGCAAAUGAGCUCAAAUUCUGAUGUGUUUUUGUUUGAUCUAGUUACAGAUAUGUGUCUCUAUCGUCGAUUGGUUAUAGACCCAUACCGCAACGAACGCUGUGAAGUGUUGAUUCCCAGGUUACUGAUUGAAUAUAUUAACCAAGGCUUAAAGGAUGAUCGUUUAGAAUGGUUACUUUUACAAACUCUCAAGUCUCAAUUUAUGGAAUUCUUUUAUGAGUCGAAAUGUCGAAUUUUUGAAGGUCUUAUUGCUACACUGUUUUAUUUACAUUUUUCUCGGCGUCCUACAAACAGCUCAAUGUUUUCUACUCUUGGUCAAUUGUCUCGUGUUUGGAAUGAAAUGAAUUUACAAUUUUCUUCCGAAUCUGCUGCUUAUUAUAUGAAAUCUAUACAUAAUACCAGAACUGUAUCAGGAACAGAGAGAAUGACAUUUGGAAGCAAUGAUGAAUGGGAAAGGAUAGUGAAAGAAAUGUUAGAACUUGAAAAGAUAUAUAUUCCAUUUCAUUCAACAUUCCAUAGUCCAGAGAUAUUAUUCAAGUUGCAUGGAAGAACGAAUGAGAAGAACUUGAUGAUUGUGGGUAUUGCUUGUAAAGGCCGAUGGAGUCGUAAUGGUAUUCGAUGGAAUGAAAUUUUGGAAGAAGCUCACAAGUUUUUGAAACCAGUGCAUGAUCAAGUAUUGACUAGUCAUCCUACAUGGCAUUGUAUGUUGAUUAUUAUGAGUACUCAGUUAGCAACCAACGUAUCUGAGGACUUGAAUCAUUCUAGUCGUUGUUAUUCAUCUGGCGAUAGUGUUGAAGAUUUCGUGAUUCCUCACAACUGUGAAUUGGUUAUUCUUUCUGAAGCUGAUGUAGAAAACUUUAUUGGCAAAGACAUUUUAUCAAAUUUAAGGAACGCUUUCAAAUCUGUGGAUAAUCCACAUUCGAGAAAUAUUGGCAUUUCAACCCUACAAGAAAUAGUUUUAUCUCUUUCCAAAAAUAUUUAGGAAUAUUUUGUUUUAAUAUCUUAGAAGUUUUACAAAAACAAGCACUUUCAGAGGUUGUUAUAAAUCGGGCUAUUUUAUAAGACACUUUCAAAAACCAUAUCAAACUUGAGGAAAUUAUUCCUCUGACCACAGUUGUGUGAUUUGGAUGACAUACUCCAUUGUUUCGUGCUGUAUAAUGCAUAAAUGAAGCUAAUAGCAACAAAGCUGAGCUCUGAGUGUAGCAUUCAUCUACUUUUCCAUUGAAAACAACGAGGUAGAUUGGACUUUGGAAAUUCUUCAAAAUUUGACAACUUGUUUCCACAUAUACUCGUGCUUGUCUUGAAUCUUCUUCUGCCUGUCGCCAGAAAGAAUAUGACAUUACCUUUUUAUUCAAUUAGAUCAUCUUAUUGAAAUGGUCUUCACAAUUCCAGGUUUGCUGUUUUUACGAUGCAUACAUUUCAACUUGUUGUUCUUAGGAUCUCAUCAUCAAAUAAGGCGGUAAAAUAUAUCUAGUCAGAAUAGUUGAGAAAAUCACACGGUAUUAACCUGAGUCCAUAUUGUAGUCUAGAAAAAGUAUUUUCUGCGUACUGAAGGAUCUAAUAACAAAGCAAUAUACGAGUUUUUGAAAAU
Galdieria sulphuraria is the source of this 2914-nucleotide messenger RNA. Its product is annotated as archaeal ATPase. The transcript has a single exon. NCBI's taxonomy places the organism in Eukaryota, Rhodophyta, Bangiophyceae, Galdieriales, Galdieriaceae. The coding region runs from base 191 to 2305 and encodes 704 amino acids. The record is from RefSeq and is a predicted model, not a curated record.